This is a messenger RNA of Callorhinchus milii (elephant shark), 1289 nucleotides long. RefSeq names its product sulfotransferase family 4A, member 1 (gene sult4a1). Bases 137 to 991 code for a protein of 284 amino acids. The record is from RefSeq and is a predicted model, not a curated record. Gene Ontology annotation, cellular component: cytoplasm. Lineage: Eukaryota; Metazoa; Chordata; Chondrichthyes; Chimaeriformes; Callorhinchidae. Gene Ontology annotation, molecular function: sulfotransferase activity. The transcript is spliced from 7 exons. Gene Ontology annotation, biological process: sulfation.
GGAGAGAGCAUCUCACAGAGAGAGAGAAUCUCAGAGAGAGAGAGAGCCCCGCGGUGAGCAGAGCCAGACUGGGCAGUGCGGAGGCUGAGAGCCGAGGCCGGUGGUCUGUGUCUGUGUCUGUGUGUGGGAGGGCAGGAUGGCCGGCAGUGAUGGGGGCACCCCCUGCACCCCGGGUGAAUUCGAGAGCAAAUACUACGAACACAAUGGCGUGCGCCUGCCUCCCUUCUGCAGAGGUAAGAUGGAAGAGAUCGCCAAUUUCCCCGUCAGGAGGGGCGACGUGUGGAUUGUGACUUACCCCAAAUCAGGGACCAGCUUACUGCAGGAGGUGGUGUACCUGGUGAGCCAGGGCGCUGACCCUGAUGAGAUCGGAGUGAUGAACAUCGAGGAGCAGCUACCUGUGCUUGAGUACCCCCAGCCUGGGCUCGACAUCAUUAAGGAACUGACGUCUCCUCGCCUCAUUAAGAGCCAUUUACCAUAUCGCUUCCUGCCCACAGAUCUGCACAAUGGGGAGUCGAAGGUGAUAUACAUGGCCCGGAAUCCUAAAGACCUGGUGGUGUCUUACUACCAGUUCCACCGUUCCUUACGGACGAUGAGCUACAGAGGAACAUUCCAGGAUUUCUGCCGGAGGUUCAUGAAUGAAAAGCUGGGAUACGGCUCAUGGUUUGAGCAUGUUCAGGAGUUCUGGGAGCAUCGUAUGGAUUCCAAUGUUCUCUUCCUGAAGUAUGAGGAUAUGCACAAGGACCUGCCGGGCGUGGUGCAGCUGCUGGCCCACUUCCUGGGGGUGACGUUCGACAAAGCUCAGAUGGAGGCCAUGGUGGAGCACUGCCACCAGCUGGUGGAUCAGUGCUACAAUACGGAUGCUCUGCCCAUCGGGAGAGGACGAAUCGGGCUGUGGAAGGACAUCUUCACUGUGGCCAUGAACGAGAAAUUUGAUGCCAUUUUUAAACAGAAGAUGGGAAAAUCAGACCUGACCUUUGACUUCAGUGUAUAAGCCACGUGCAAGCAACACACUUCAUCCACUUUGCCCUGUGUGUAAUCACUGGGCCCUGACUCGUUGCUGCCUCUCUGGUGAUGAGGUUCUGCCUACCUGCUUGUGUCUGUCAGCAAGUCUGUCUUUCUACCUUGCCUGUAUGUUUGUCUACACACACUGCCCCCCAUCACACACACACUGACCCCCCCCACCACCAGCACACACACUGCCUCCCCCAGUACUCACGCACAUAAACACAAACUGCACACCCAGCAUAUACACACACACACACACUGUCUCCCCAGCACACAUGCACACU